Molecule: messenger RNA, 426 nt
Organism: Aphanomyces astaci
Lineage: Eukaryota; Oomycota; Saprolegniomycetes; Saprolegniales; Verrucalvaceae
Exons: 1
Coding region: 1-426 (141 amino acids)
Source: RefSeq, a predicted model, not a curated record
AUGAAACGAUUCAAGUUAUUUGAAGAAGGUGGUGCGCCUGAGCCGUACGUGCAUGCGACAUGGCUGGUCCAUCAAGAGGCAAUUUGUGCUGAAGAACUGUGCCUACCUGCCAAGGGUAAAAAGCGCGUUGGGCGAUCAACCAUCGACGUUGGAGGGCGCAUCCUUACCUUGGCUUUGCUGAGUGAAAUUGAUGCCACUGUGGAUGAACGAAAGGCGGCCACCAAACUAAAGCAGGCAAAGCGAGCAAAGAAGCGGAAGAAACGGCACCAAGGCAAGCAGCUUGAUUACGACGACCAUGAUGAUGGGGUUGACAUGGACGAAAGAGGCAGCGAGGACGGACAGCGGCUUGGAGGCGCCACGGAAGACGUAGAGCUUAGAGGCGCCAUGGAGGACAAGCAACGUGGAAGCAGCGCGGACGCAGGGUAG